ACGGGCAUGGCGGGCUUCCGGGCCGAGCCGCCGAGACCCCUGCCCCGGAGGCUGGCCGGCAGCCUCUGCGCGCCGCGAUGGGACUCGGAUCGCUAACAGCCAGGAGAAAUAGAGUGGAAAAUGCAAAACAACGAAAUCAUAAAACCUGCCAAAUACUUCUCGGAAUUGGAAAAGAGCAUCCUGCUUGCUUUGGUAGAAAAGUACAAAUAUGUGCUGGAAUGCAAGAAAAGCGACGCGCGAACUAUUGCACUCAAGCAGCGCACCUGGCAGGCGCUUGCGCACGAAUACAACUCUCAGCCGAGCGUGUCACUGCGGGAUUUCAAGCAGCUGAAGAAGUGCUGGGAGAACAUCAAGGCUCGGACCAAAAAGAUUAUGGCCCAUGAGAGGAGAGAGAAGGUGAAACGGAGCGUCAGCCCUCUUCUGAGCACCCACGUCCUGGGGAAGGAGAAGAUCGCCAACAUGCUGCCGGAGCAGCUGUACUUCCUGCAGAGCCCUCCUGAAGAGGAGCCCGAAUACCACCCUGACAGCGCGGCCCCAGAAUCAUUUGCUGUUUCAAAUAGAGAACUGUGCGAUGAUGAGAAAGAGUUCAUACAUUUUCCAGUGUGUGAGGGGACCUCUCAACCUGAACCCUCGUGUUCAGCUGUCAGAAUCACAGCCAAUAAACACUACAGGAGCAAAACCUCUCAGGAAGGUGCUUUAAAAAAGAUGCAUGAGGAAGAACACCAUCAACAAAUGUCCAUCUUACAGCUGCAGCUGAUACAAAUGAACGAGGUGCAUGUGGCCAAAAUCCAGCAGAUAGAGCGGGAGUGUGAGAUGGCAGAGGAGGAGCACAGGAUAAAAAUGGAAGUUCUCAAUAAAAAGAAGAUGUAUUGGGAAAGAAAACUACAAACUUUCACCAAGGAGUGGCCUGUCUCCUCAUUUAACCGGCCCUUUCCCAAUUCACCCUAAGACUGCGGGGGCGGCUCCCCUGUAACCGAUCCGGAACGUGAACUCGCGGUCAGGAACUCGUAACAGAGCUACAACUAGGAAACUUAAGAGUGGUAGUAGUCUCGUAUUUAAGAAUACAUUCAGGUGAACAGCCGCACCCCGUGUCCCCCGUCAGUGGCAAAGAAGCUGUUCCAGUCUCCUGAAAAUGAUCCCUACGAGUGCUAGAAUUCUGAAUGUAAUGUCUCUUAAAAUUAGAAUUCAUACAAGAACCAUGUGCGAGUGUUGUUGUUGUAUUUUUUUAAUCAGAUUGUAAGUGUGACUAUAAAGAAGUGUGGCUGGUUUUUUUUUUUUUUUUUUAAGUAGACAGCAGAACUUUUCUCUCCAAAUGAAUCGGCUGCUGUUGAAAGCGGCUGAGAGCCCCGGGAGGCCACACGUUGCUUCUGCGGUGGUAGGGCUGUUGCUCAGAGCUCGCUGGAGGUCUUUAGGGGACCUCCCUGAGAGCCAUGCACACAGCACCUCUUGUUUUUUUGUUUUGUUUUUGUUUUUGUUUUCCAGUGGCGUUCUUUGAGUGGCUUUCCCAAUUUUAAACAGUCCAGCAUUUGGAAGGAUAUUUUCUAAUGUGGCUCAUAAGCUGCCUUUGAAGGCCUUUCCCUAAAUAGUGGCUCCAACAGUUGUAGCUUUGGUGGAACUAAAGCUGUAACUGCUUUGAGGGAGACACGUUCAUUUAGAUUUCUACGAUCUGUCAUGUCUCUUUUAUUAAAAGAUAAGACUUGCAAUUUUAUA
This is a messenger RNA of Leptonychotes weddellii (Weddell seal), 1710 nucleotides long. NCBI's taxonomy places the organism in Eukaryota, Metazoa, Chordata, Mammalia, Carnivora, Phocidae. The record is from RefSeq and is a predicted model, not a curated record.